ACGGUCGAGACGACAGCAUCGAACCGGUCGUGGAAAAUCGCGUUCUCGUUCCCACUUGGCCAUUCCUAUGACUUCUUGAAUCUUUCCCGUUAAGAAACAAAGUCCAAAACCCUAACUUUGAUUAAUCCCAACAAGAAACGUCCCAACGCAAUCCACCUUUUUCUUUCUCUCUUCUACGUCUUCCUCCGAAUUCUUAAAUCACUACACAGAACAGAACUCCCCAAGAUAAACCGACUCCCCGGUCCGACCUCGCCAUGUCUUCCUCGACUGCCCUCUCCUGAUCAUCUCAGUCAAGAAAAGGGUUCGCGCGAAAGCAAAGGAAGGGUGGAAGAGAAGGAGAGUUGGCAGCCGCCGCGAGUCUCCGAUGGAUCUCUUCACGAAGACCGGGGCCGUCAAGCUCCGGAGUCACCUCGACAAGUACCUCGUCGCCGACGACGACAGCCAGAGAGCCCGCCAGAGCCGCAACGGCGCCUCCGCCCGCGCGCGCUGGUCCGUCGAGCCCGUCGAGGGACGGGGCCACCUCAUCCGCCUCCGGAGCUGCCACGGACGCUACCUCGCCGCCUCCGACGAGCCGUUCCUCCUCGGCAUGACCGGGAAGAGGGUCCUCCAGGCCUCGCCCGAGGAGGGGUCGUACUCCAGCUGGAACUUCGAGUGGGAGCCCGUCCGGGACGGGUUCCAGGUGAAGCUGAGGAGCUGGUGCGGCAAGUACCUGCGCGCCAACGGGGGCCCGCCGCCGUGGAGGAACUCCGUCACCCACGACGACCCCCUCGCCGGAGGGACGACGAAUUGGGUGCUCUGGGACGUGGAGGCCGUUGCUCGGAGCACGGAUGCGGCGGCGCUCGAGGACUACGCGUCGUCGUUUUCGAGCUUCUCAUCGUCCGUCCUUGAUGGGGAUGAUCGUGAUGAUGUGGCGGUGCGUUCGGACGUUCUGUCGCCGAAGGCGGUGGCGGUGCGUUCGGAGGUUUGGUCGCCGACGGCGGUGGCGAUUGCUCCAAGGAACAAUGGAGGAAAGCAGAUCUCCGGCGCCGGCUACUGCCUCCUAUCGGGCAUGGAGUUCUUCCGCAACGCCAAGGUGGUGCGCCUCCGGAGCCGCCACGACAAGUACCUCGUCGCGGAGGAGGACGAGGAGGGCGUCGUGCAGGCCCGCGACGGGUCCUCCCCCAACGCCCGGUGGUCCGUCGAGUUCGUCCUCAACUCCGACUCCGUCGUCCGCCUCAAGAGCCGCUACGGCAAGUACCUCACCGCCUCCAACCAGCCCUUCCUCCUCGGCAUGACGGGGCGCAAGGUCAUCCAGUCCCUCCCCCGCCGCCUCGACUCCUCCCUCGAGUGGGAGGCCGUGAGGGAGGGCACCCACGUCAAGCUCCGCACCCGCUACGGCCACUUCCUCCGCGCCAACGGCGGCCUCCCCCCGUGGCGCAACUCCGUCACUCACGACGUCCCCCACCACACCGCCACCCAGGAGUGGGUCCUCUGGGACGUCGACGUCAUCGAGAUCGAGGUCCAUUCCCCCACCGCGAUGCGCCCCGUCGAGCCCCUCGACCACUUCGACUCCUCCCUCGGCUCGGAGACCGCGUCGCCGUCGUCCUCAUCGGCGAAUUCCGGGCGAUUCUCUAGGCAGGAGUCGAAUGAUUCUUAUGUUGGGUCACCCCCAAAAAUUGAAGGGAGGACCAUAUACUACCAUAUUGCCGAUGAAAACGGGAAUGUCGAAGGGGAAGAUAUGGAAGGCUAUUCGUUGAACUUCAGGGGGAACAAUGUGGAGGAAUUGACUCGGAAGUUGGAGGGGGAGACGGCGAUGCAGGGCAUUAUCGUGUGCUCUCGAAGCCCAUUGAAUGGGAAGCUCUUCCCGCUUCGCUUGCAACUUCCUCCAAAUAGUUCCACUAUGCAUGUCGUGGUUGUGCCACCCUCCUCGACAGUGGCUGGAGACUUCAGUAAGUGAGGGAUUGCGAAGCAGUCGUGGAGCAGGAGUAUUGGGCAUACAAAAGUGCUCUACAGAUCUAGAUUUCCGUACGCUUUGAUUGAGUUCUGUUUUUAUGCAGUAUUGACCCAAUUUGUUGCCUGAAAGCCAGAGAAGGAAAAUAUUCCAAUGGGCGAAAGUAUCAUAACAGCACUCUCCAGUCUCCAUCACCGGCCAUGAUGUGUGCAAUUUCUAUCAGCCUUGGGAAGUUUUAGAGAUGCCACUUGGAAACUCUUCUGUUCAGGUUUAUACAAAAUUCUUUCAAUUGUUGUGUGAUUAUAUUUAUGCGCGGUCCUAUGUUGAUGUAAGAUGUUUGGUCUGGAUUGCUCGGUCGUGAGUACCCUGGUAUCUCCGUUGUAUUGUCCGACCAUUUGUACAAUUGCAUAAGAGGUUGUUCUGUAA
Messenger RNA from Rhodamnia argentea, 2356 nucleotides. RefSeq lists its product as uncharacterized. The coding region runs from base 365 to 1936 and encodes 523 amino acids. The transcript is spliced from 4 exons. The record is from RefSeq and is a predicted model, not a curated record. Lineage: Eukaryota; Viridiplantae; Streptophyta; Magnoliopsida; Myrtales; Myrtaceae.